Molecule: messenger RNA, 1410 nt
Organism: Pochonia chlamydosporia 170
Lineage: Eukaryota; Fungi; Ascomycota; Sordariomycetes; Hypocreales; Clavicipitaceae
Product: glycoside hydrolase family 76
Exons: 4
Coding region: 1-1410 (469 amino acids)
Biological process (GO): fungal-type cell wall biogenesis; carbohydrate catabolic process
Molecular function (GO): mannan endo-1,6-alpha-mannosidase activity
Source: RefSeq, a predicted model, not a curated record
AUGGGCAAUUGCAGAUUCUUCGGUUGGGCGACCGUGGUGUUUUGGAUCGUUGCGCAACUAGUUUCGCAUGUAAAUGCUGCAUACAAUAUUGAUUCUGUGGAAAACAUCAAAGAGACGGCGCGUUCUAUAGCCGGUGACCUGAGAAAACUGUACCAUGGCGAUGAAUACGGUCAAGUCCCCGGCAUCCUGCCCGGACCUCCUUCAGAGAACAAAGGGCCGUAUUACUGGUGGCAGGGCGGUGCCUUGAUGGGCACCUUCAUCGACUAUUGGCACCUGACUGGCGACACGACAUAUAAUGACAUCGUCAUGCAAGGCAUGCUUCACCAAGUUGGAGGCUCGGCCGACUACAUGACGGAGAACUACUCCCUCUCAUUGGGAAACGAUGACCAGGCUUUUUGGGGAAUGAGCGCCCUUCUUGCGGCUGAGACUCGUUUCCCAAAUCCCCCGGCUGAUAAACCGCAAUGGCUUGCUUUGGCCCAGUCCGUCUGGGCAACUCAGGCGGAUCCAAGUCGACAUGACAAGCUGUGUGGAGGUGGUUUGCACUGGCAGAUUCCUCCAACAAACAAGGGAUAUGACUACAAAAACACUAUCUCAAACGGCUGUUUUUUUAACAUGGGUGCUCGACUUGCCCGUUAUACCAACAACGAUACAUAUGCCAAAUAUGCCGAAGAUACCUGGGACUGGAUCUGGGGAGUCAAUUACAUUGACCAUAAUUCGUGGCUCGUUUAUGAUGGUGGGUAUGGAAAAGACAACUGCACGAUCCUUACAAAAACGACAUAUUCUUACAACGCUGCUGUUCUAUUACAAGGGGCGGCGUAUAUGUAUAAUUAUACCAAUGGAUCUGAAAAAUGGAAAUCGCGCAUCGAUAAGAUGCUGCCCGCCUCCUUGAAAAACUUCUUCCCCAAAGGCAUAGCGUACGAGCCGAAUUGCGAAAUGCGACACGGCCAGUGCACUCCAGACAUGCUCUCUUUUAAAGGCUACGUCCACCGCUGGCUGUCCGUGGUCACCCAGGUUGCUCCUUUCACGCGAGAUACAAUUUUGCCCGUUCUAAAAACGUCGACCGAGGCGGCAGUUGCACAAUGUACUGGUGGAAGCAGCGGAAGGCAAUGUGGGUUUUACUGGUCGUCGGGCAAGUAUGUCGAUGUAGCAGUAGAUCACACGAGUGGCGCUGGAGAAGCCAUGGAUGUGCUGGGAGCAGUUUCGAGCCUGUUGAUAGAUGCCGCCACAACCCCCGUGACCAAUUCGAGCGGCGGCACCUCCAAGGGCAAUGACGGCAGUGGGCAUGCCAAUAAUGGCGAGAAGAAGCCUGCGGAGAUAACCACAGGUGACCGAGCAGGGGCAUGGAUACUGACUGUCGUGUGCUUCGGAGUCUUUAUACCUGGAUUUGUAUGGGUGUCUAUGACUGAAUAG